Molecule: messenger RNA, 1299 nt
Organism: Lasiodiplodia theobromae
Lineage: Eukaryota; Fungi; Ascomycota; Dothideomycetes; Botryosphaeriales; Botryosphaeriaceae
Product: Ankyrin and HET domain-containing protein
Exons: 5
Coding region: 1-1299 (432 amino acids)
Source: RefSeq, a predicted model, not a curated record
AUGAGCAUCCGACAAUAUCAAGUGUCAGCGGAUGUGGACCCAAAAGCCUAUCAGUACAAGUCUAUUGAUCCCAACAAACAAAUUCGCAUAGUCGAGCUACUUCCUGGAAAGUUCCACGCUCCGAUCGAGCUUAAAAUCACCGAGGAAGAUCUGAACGCUGAAUAUGACGCCCUAUCGUAUACCUGGGGUGACCACAACAGCAGAGUUUCCAUUUCGAUUAAGGUCGACAAUCUGGAAGACACAAAGUCAAUCAAUGUCACGCGGAAUCUGAAUGCGCUGUGCAUCAAUCAAAAGGACAGUGCAGAAAAGGCACACCAAGUGGCCAUGAUGACCCAGAUCUACAAGAACGCAGACCAAGUCAGAAUCUGGCUUGGACCUGAAGCCGAUGGUAGCGAUUUGGCCAUGCAGACACUGAGGAGAGGGGGCGACAAAAUGCUCGGCGAAGAUCUGAUGGGCAAGAAAAAUAAUAGAACUCGACGGGCUCUCGAAGCACUUCCCCGUAGAGACUACUGGACUAGAGUUUGGGUCGUGCAGGAAAUUUUCAUGGCUCGCUCUAUCAAGAUCCACUGUGGCAAGUUUGAGGUGGACUGGAACUCUGCAGCAGAAGUCUUCCCGGAGUUCUUGAAAGCCCGUGCUGAUUUACUGGUCCGCAACAUAUCACAGGAUGAUAUACGGCGGGAGCAGGAGAGGCGGCGGGAGCAGAAUCGGCGGCGGGAGCGGCUGGAGCGGGAGCGGACGACGGCCGUCCAUCGUAAUAGAGGACCGCGCGUCUUGGCGGCCGCACCCGAUGAUGAUAGUCUCUCCUUCAACGAGACGGCGGCGCCACAGCAUAUCGCCAAGCAGCACGCCGCGGGCGCCGCCUCCAAGAAGAUCAACCUCUCCUCCCGCAAGACCGGAGGUCUAUAUCACAAUACAAACGAUCAGAUCCUUGAAGCUCUCGAGGCUGUUGUGAAUGGCGGUUCAGAUCAGUCGAAUUACGAGUUCAGGAGAAAGUCGUACCGCAGGCGCUUUGCAGUUUUUGAGCGUUGCGUGGAGCACAAGAGGCCCAAAGACGACGAGCCCCCCAAGGAUGACGAGGUCCCAAAGGAUAACACAGAAAAGCUUAUGGCAAUGGUUCCUGAAGAUGCAAAGAAGGGAGAUAGCCUUUAUCAGCUUGGGAGCUGCGAGUACUGGGUUCUUUUGCGCCCAAUCGUCAUCGAAGUCCCUUGCUUUCACUUCGUGGGGCCAGUUUACCUUGCCGAAACGCCCUCAUGGCUCAAAGGCAACAAAAACACCCCGAAAUGGAUCUCGCUUCACUGA